This is a messenger RNA of Trametes versicolor FP-101664 SS1, 945 nucleotides long. Its product is annotated as Pkinase-domain-containing protein. Bases 1 to 945 code for a protein of 314 amino acids. The transcript has 2 exons. NCBI's taxonomy places the organism in Eukaryota, Fungi, Basidiomycota, Agaricomycetes, Polyporales, Polyporaceae. Gene Ontology annotation, biological process: protein phosphorylation. The record is from RefSeq and is a predicted model, not a curated record. Gene Ontology annotation, molecular function: protein kinase activity; ATP binding.
AUGGCCCCAGUCUCUGUACAUCAGCUCUAUCAGCGUCUUGAAACUGUAGGAAAAGGCGCCUAUGGCUCCGUGCACAAGGGGCGGGACCUCCGCACGGGAGAAGUUGUCGCACUCAAGAUCAUUAACCUCGACACCGAGGACGACGAUGUGGGCGACAUCCAGCGCGAGGUUGCGCUCCUCACGCAGCUCAGGGACGCCCCGAACGUCACGAAGUAUUUCGGAUGCCACAUGGACGGCCCGCGGGUGUGGAUCGUCAUGGAGUUCGCCCAGGGCGGCAGCGUGCGCACGCUCAUGAAGGCUUGCAAGGACGGCGUGGUCGAGGAGAAGUACGUCUCGGUCAUCACACGCGAGGUCUUGAUUGGCCUCAGCUACCUCCACAAGUCGUCCAUCAUCCACCGCGACCUCAAGGCGGCGAACAUCCUCAUAACCUCCGCGGGCAAGGUAAUGAUCUGCGACUUUGGUGUCUCUGCGCUGCUGGUAACCGCCUCGAGCAAACGCAAUACACUGGUCGGUACACCACACUGGAUGGCUCCGGAGGUGGCGCAUGCAUCGGCGUACGAUACCAAGGCCGACAUCUGGAGCCUGGGUAUCAUGAUUUACGAGAUGAUCAAAGGCAGCGCGCCCAACUCGCAUAUAGUGGAUCAGCACAAGCUCAUUCAGCUUAUCCCGCGCAUGAAGCCGCCACGCCUCAACGAGGGGGAAGGAAGCAAAGACUUACGGGAUUUUGUGGCUGCAUGUCUGAGAGAGUCUGCGAGUGACCGUCUGUCCGCGGAAGAGCUGGGCAAGACAAAGUGGAUACAGACGGUCAGGAAGACGCCCGUCACCAUGCUGAAAGACCUCAUACUUCGCUAUGAUGCUUGGAUCAAGGGCGGUGGGUCAAGAGCCAGCGUAGCAGCACCUCUUCCGUGGGAGGAGGAGGAAGAGCGCGAUCGAGGGUGCGUAUAG